Molecule: messenger RNA, 1551 nt
Organism: Ramularia collo-cygni
Lineage: Eukaryota; Fungi; Ascomycota; Dothideomycetes; Mycosphaerellales; Mycosphaerellaceae
Exons: 1
Coding region: 1-1551 (516 amino acids)
Source: RefSeq, a predicted model, not a curated record
AUGGAGUUGCAGAGACUAUCGCUCCGCGACACCGUCGGAUGGCCAUACGAAGAAGCCUACAACAAGCUGAUCAAGGCGUUUGGUCUAGAAGGGAGAAUCAAGGACGAAAAGGACGCUAGCAAGACGAGAUAUUCAGUCAUCGAAGAAGCUGCAAAAUCUUCCGUCAGAACCGCAGCAGGUGGUGACAUCGUAGAACCCCUCCCAUGGUACCGGUUCGAUGUUGCGUUACGAGAUUUUGUGUUCAAGCAAGCUGUCCCUGGUCUCAUCUCGGAUCAAACCCUUGCCCGUGUACUGCUGAGUUUCUAUCUGGAGCUGACAGGCGUCGACGCGAGCAAGUUCGCAGACACACUACCCGAGACGGCCGGUGCAACGAAGUACUUGAGAAAUCUACUGAGACGAAAGCUGAUCACCCGGAACGUCUCCCAACGCGUGUUGUUCUUCUUCAUUACGGAAUGCUGCAACAAGUGGUUCGAUGACCUCGUAUUUCAAAACAAUUUCGAUGUAGAGGAGGCGCUUCGAGACGGUCUGCGGGUAUUUGCGAUUUCCCGGUCUAAGGGCAAAAUUGCCAAAUUCUGUCUCCUGACUGGACUGAACCCUUCUGAUGCCAGGCGCCACAAAGCUGGUACAGAUCUUGUUGGCGCCAUGGAAAGUGUCCUUGGAGAAAUGGCUGAUGACUUUGACGAGCUGGAGUGUGUAACCAAGUGUAUCCAAGCAAAGUUGUUCCCUCUCGCAGACGACCAUAUCGACAUUCGCAGAUUCCUCGAACAGAAAUCCAAUGAUGACGAUGAUUAUCAUUUGCUCGACUCGGACGAGGCCACAAAGGAAUAUCUGGUGGGGUAUUUCCGCAAAGAAACGCUGUGCAGGAGCGAUGAGCAGGCGACCACGUACCUCGACACGAAUUUCUGGUUGAUGGAAAAGGCUACGCAGGCUUACAGGAAGUGGGCUCUCGCGCCAGGUGCAUUUGACGAUGUUGAUCUUGUGGACACCGCGAGCCCACCAUACGUUGAACCCAAUAGUUUGAUCCUUGCUCCACUUGGCGCUCCGAUUAACGAUCAGACUGCCAAUCCUCUGGAGGCCGCCACCCAUUCACUCGUGCGCCGAUACCAGAGAAGCUUGCCACUCGAAUCUGACAAGGACAACACGCUGUAUGACAUGAUUCGUCGCUUUGAGGCCGGAAACUUCAACAACCCAGACCAGCUUGCGAGAAUUCACGCUCAGCUGACUUAUCGUCUCGAAGUAUGCGAACUUGCCAUGCAAAUUGUCAACAGAUUGGAGCUGUGGAAAGGCGCAGCAGUGCCCAUUUCUGCAUGGGAUCCUCGCACGCGGGAAGGUGCCGAUAUGAGGGUGCGAAAAAUCAUGGUUGGUCAACUUCAGCAAAACACCAGCUGGUUCAAGCCUAAGAAGGCUGGCGAUGGAUCUUACUACAGAAAGCCACUUUUCUAUGUUGCACGCGCGAUGGACAUGCAUGGGUAUCAUGGUGAGCAGGUCUUGGAGCAGAUUGAGAAGGCGAAGAAACUGCUUCAAGAGACCACCGAAAUCGGACUCCGGUAG